Parasteatoda tepidariorum (common house spider) is the source of this 615-nucleotide messenger RNA. The record is from RefSeq and is a predicted model, not a curated record. NCBI's taxonomy places the organism in Eukaryota, Metazoa, Arthropoda, Arachnida, Araneae, Theridiidae.
AUGAGCAACAACUUACUUGCACAUGAUGUUCAUGUUGAUGAAAAAUCCUUUUCUUGUAAAGUAUGUAAUAAGAGUUUUUCACAGAUGAAAAAUCUGACUGCACAUAGUCUCACUCAUACUGGUAGGAAACCCUUUUCUUGUAGUUUAUGUCAUAAGAGUUUUUCAAAGAAGUGUGAUCUAACUACACACAAUCGCACUCAUACUGGUGAGAAACCUUAUUCGUGCAGUAUAUGUACUAAGAGUUUCUCAUCUAGUAGCUAUCUGACUCAGCACAUGCAUAUUCAUACUGGUGAGAGACCUUAUUCUUGUAAUACAUGUAACAAGAAUUUUUCAACAACUCGUGAUCUGUCUGUGCACAGACGUGUCCAUACUGGUGAGAAACCUUAUCCUUGUAGUAUAUGUAAUAAGGAUUUUUCACAGAGUAGCCACCUCACUGCACACAUGUUCUCUCAUACUGGUGAGAAACCUCAUUCUUGUAGUACAUGUAAUAAGACUUUUUCACGGACUAGCCAACUCACUUCACACAUGCGCUCUCAUACUGAUCCUUCUGCAUCCAUGAGUAUUUCCAUCAUUCAUUCAACAGAGAAACAUUCUCAAAAAUUUCAAUUCAAGUGA